UACUAAACAACACAUCGCGGGAAAAGAAUUUUUGCAAAAACUUGGGAAAAACCAGAAAAUUUGUGCAAAUAAAUAAAAAUAUUUUGCACAUAAAUAAUUUAAAGAUAAACACCAAAAUAAAAAUUAUUAAAGCAGUAGUAAAUGUUGUAUAAAUCUCGCUGCAAAUAAACGAUUACAAAAUAAAGAAAAAAAAAACCAAGCGCUCAAUACAAGGAAAAUUUUGUUUGUAUGUGUCGGUUUUUUUUACAACACAAAAAAGUUGUUCACAUGCGGUGUCUGGCUGAAAAGUAGUGAAGAUAUUUUCCUAAAAUUAUUGUUAAUCCAAAUUAAGAAAAAAUAAAAAAAAUUUACAUUUUUAAAGUUUUAAGAAUUCAUAAGUGUUGGUAAUAAAAAUUAAUGCUCAUCCACUAUGGAUUUGGCAAAUUUAGACAAAAUGAAGGUGGUCGAUCUGCGUAAUGAGCUGCAGACGCGUGGCCUGGAUAUUAAAGGUGUUAAGGCAGUUUUGAUUGAACGUUUACGCGCUCAUUUAGAAGCGGGUACUGGCGGUGUUCCACCUUCUCCUGGAACUCCUGGUCGUCGUAGUCGUCGUACUAGAUCUAUGACCAGAUCACCCUCUCCAUCACCGGUUAAAAAGGCACCAGAACCUUCUUUGGAAACUUUGGAAGAAGAGGGCAAUGCAGCCAAUGCUCAAGUUGAGGAGGAAGCAAGUGAAGAGAAAUUCACCACCCCAGAGAAAUUAAAAGAAAAAUCUCCGAAAAAAACUACUCCCAAAGAGGAAAAGCAAACUACACCCAAUGAGAAAAAACAAGCUACCCCUACUGAGGAAAAAGAUGAAGAGAAGAAUAAUUCUCGUAAUGAAGAAAACUACGAAAGUGCUGAAGACGCUAAUGUAGAGGAAAUUAAAGAAGAUGAGCAUACUAAUGGUGAUGAAGAAGAAGAAGCAGAAACUGUUAGCAAUAACAAAGACACAACAAAGGAGGAGGUCGUUCCAGAAAAGCCUAAACAAGAAAACGAAAAAGAAAACGAGGAAGAAAACGAAGAAGAACAAGUAGUUCAGGAAAAUAAUAAAUCUCUUAAAGAGGAAAUAAAUCAUAAUAAUGAUGAUAUUGAAAAAUCUAAAGAAGACCCAGAAAAUGAUGAUCAAGAAACAUCACCUAAAAAGAACAAAUCCCUUAGGGAACGUUCCCGUAGUCAUUCCCCCGAACGCCGUGAACGUCGUCGUAAUCGUUCAGUCUCUGAUUCCCGUUCAAGGUCUCGCUCACGUUCACGCUCGCGUUCACCACGUCACAAAUCAAAGUCUCAUUCACGUUCUCGUAGCCGAUCUCGUUCACGCACACCCAAACGUCGCAGUGGAGCCGGUAGCUUGGGUAGUCCUUCAAAAGCAAGCGAAGAUACUAGUACUCCAGAGGAUGAGCCUACCAUUGAAGAUAAUCAAUUUGGUCUAAGUUGGUUCGACUCGGAUUUGCACUUACGCAUCGAUCCCGUUACCUUCACCUCUGCUAAGCCUAUGAGUCAUGAUAUCUAUGCAUUAAUUUGGUCCGGUGCACGCACCAAUUUUGGCGUACGCGAAGGCAAGGUUUGCUUUGAAGUACGUUUGUCGGAAGAAACCAAUUUGAAUCGCGAUAAUCCCUUCAGGGAUGAGCCUCAUACCAAAGGCUUUCGCGUGGGCUUUUCUAUGCCCUCAUCCAGUUUAUUAUUGGGAGAGGCGGAAAACUCAUUUGCCUACUGCGAGUCAGGACGCAAAGCUACAAAUGGCGAAUUUGUGGAGUUUGCCAAGCCCUUCCAAUUGGAUGAUGUUAUUGGCUGCUAUUUGGAUUUGGAGACUACCCCAAGUACCAUCAAAUAUACAUUGAAUGGCGAAGACUUGGGCGUGGCUUUUGAAUUCGAUAAAGCUAUAUUGGGUGAGGAUCAGGCCCUAUUUCCUCAUGUUUUAACCAAAGGUUAUGAAUAUGAAAUAAAUUUGGCUGAUAAUGAUAAUCUAUUGGUGAAUAAGGAGCGUAAAGUGCGCAAGAGGCGUAAAGUCAAACAGGUGGUGGAGGAGGAAAAGAAGGUGGAAGAAGAGGAGAAGCCUGAAGGCGAAAAGAAAGAUGAAGAAGACGAAAAGAUGGAUGAAGGCGAGCAGGCUGAAGACAGUAAGAAAGAAAAGAAAACUGAAGAAGCCAAAGAUGAAGAACAGCCGCAAGCGAAGUCUAAAGAUGAAGAAAAAACUCAAGCAGAAGUAGCUAAACCAGAGGAAAGUAAUGAAAAUCCAGAAGAAAAAGCUGACAAAUCUGAAGAUGUUGAAAUGUCUGAAAAACCUCAAGAGGAAAAAGCUGACGAACCUGAAAAAGCUACUGAAGAAGAGCAAGCUGCUGAAUCCAAAACUCCUGAAGACGAGCAAAAACCAGAGCAUUCCGAUGAAACCAAAACAGAAGACGAAGAGAAAUCCAGCACCGAAAAGAAAGCUGAUGAUAAAGAAAAAUCUGCCUCGAAAGAUAAAGAUGAUUGUGGUCCGUCGCCUUCAAAACGUCAAAAGAUGGAAACACCUGCCGAGGAAGAUGAAUAUGAAGAGAUUCAUCCAGAGCCUCGCGAUCAAAUGUCUCUAUUGGAGGACUAUGAAUUGAUUGCAUUAAUUGCAGAAGAAAAAUACAUAGCUGGUCCGCAAAGACCCGAAAGUCGCAGUGCUUGUGAAGUUAUUUUAAUGGUUGGUCUACCAGGUGCUGGCAAAACCACUUGGGUUUUGAAUCAUAUCAAAGAGAAUCCCGAUAAACGUUAUGAUAUUAUUGGUGCUGAUGCUUUAAUAGCUAAAAUGACGAUUGAUGGAGCUCCACGUAAAUCCGUUCAUAAAGGACGUUUCGAUCGCAUCUAUGAAUUAUGUUUCAAUGUCCUAACAUCUCUAGAGGACAUAGCAGUUAAACGUCGUCGUAAUUUUAUACUGGAUCAGGCGAAUGCAUAUGCCUCUGCUCAGCGACGUAAAAUGAAAGGUUUUGCCGAAUUUAAACGUAUUGCUGUUGUUUGUAUACCAAAUGAAGAAGAACUUAAACGUCGACUGGCCGAUAAAAAGGAAAAAGGAAAUGCAUAUACAUUGAAAGAAACAACUUUAAAUACUUUACAAGCUGCUUUCACAUUGCCUGCAUUGGAAUUUGGCUGGUUUGAUGAUAUAAUCUUUACGGAUCUGGCCAUCGAAGAAGCCAAAGAAGAGGUCAAGAAAUAUAAUGAGAAGGGCAAAAAAGCCCUAGAUGAAAGUCAUUCUAAUCGCGAAAAACGUCCACGUCGUGACAAUUAUCGCAAUGAUAAUCGUCGUCGUCAAGAUGAUCGCCGGCGUUACGAUAAUCGUAAUGAUAAUCGCUGGAAUGAUAGGCGUGCUGGCGGUGGUGGUGGAGGUGGCUAUCAUCACGGCGGUGGUGGUGGCGGCGGCGGUGGCGGCAAUAGAUGGGGUGGCGCUGGAGGAGGUGGUGGCGGCUAUCGUAAUAAUUCGGGUGGCUAUAGAGAUGAUCGUGGUUAUGGUGGUGGCGGCGGCGGCGGAGGUGGUGGUCGUGGUUAUGAUCACCGUCAACAACGUUAUAGCAGUGGACCCCAGAACUGGGUACAAAAUAAUCGCAAUCGUUAUGAUGAUCGCAGUGGUCGUUAUAGCAGUGGUGGUGGCGGCGGCGGCGGUGGAGGUAGCGGUCGUUAUGAUUCUUAUGGCGGAGGUGGUGGUUCUCGUGAUUACCGCAGUGGUGGUGGUGGUGGCGGCGGCGAUCACAGAGAUUAUCGUGAUCGUAAUAGAGGCGGCAGUAGUGGAGGUGGCAGCAGCAGUGGCAGCAAUAAUCGCCGUGAUGGUGGUAAUCGCUCCAGUGGCACCAGCAGCAAUCAGCGGGAUUUUCGGCCUGGCCACCGCGACACUCGCGUAGAUAGUCGCGGUGGCUCAAGCGCUACCUCAGCAACAGCAACUUCAUCUAAAUACAAGUCAGGCUCUGUUGCUGGUGGCAAUAAUGGUGGCUAUGAUAAAUAUAACAAGAAUCAGGCCCAAGCAAACAACUGGUCACAAUAUCAACAACAUCAAGCCGGACCAGUUGGUCAACAACAACAACAGCAGUACUGGAACUAUGCAACUAUGCAAGGUUAUGGUAACCAGCAACAAUGGCAAUCAAUGGAUCCCCAACAACAGCAACAAUGGAUGUCUUGGUGGCAACAACAGGGCGGUGCCCAACAGCAUGCUGCUGGUGGCGGUGCUGCAACGGAUCCCAAUCAACAAUAUUGGUCACAAUAUUCUUACAGUACUUCAAAUGAUGCUUCUAAAAAAUAAUUAAAGGCUUGCCUUUUUAUUUAUUUUUUUUUAAAUGUUUAACACAUUAUAAAUAUUUACAUAUACACAAAAUCCAAGUACAACAAUGUCUUACUAAUACUUCUUUUAACACCCAACGCCACAACAGAAAAAAAACAUAGAGAAAUCCACAACAAACAAAAUGUCAUACCUUCUUCUAACAAUAUUUUUAUAAUUAAUCUAUUUUCUAUUAACUAACACAACCUACAAACCACUUGAAAAAAACAAAGUUUUAUUUUGAAACAUCCCUCCCCCGCCCGAAUUCCAAAUUUAUUUAAUUAAAAUUAAUUAAAUUUAGGUUUUCUAAGUACAUACUUAAGUUUUUAGUUGUUAAAACAUAAAAUACAUAAUUUAUUUUUUCUUUUCUUUGGAUUAUAAAACUUUUUUUAAAUCACUUUGUUAUUUUCUACUUUGUUUCAUUGUUUUUUUCUUUUUCGGUUAAAUUUGUUUAUUUACUUAGUUUUUUUUAUUUUGGGUAUUUCUUUUUUAUAAACUAUUUAUAAUUACUGGUAAUUAAAUGUUUUCUUUAAUUUUUUUUCUCCAUUUAAAAAAAGAAGAUUAAGUGAAGAUAUACUUUGUUAAAAUCAGCAUUUCUUUUAAAUUCAUUUUUUAUUAUAUUUUAAAGUCAUUAAAAAAACAGUUGUAUACAAGCUUAAAAGUAACUUGUUAAAACCGAGAAAAGAAUACAGAAAAAUAUAAAUUAUUUAAAAACAACAACCAAAAAA
Molecule: messenger RNA, 5010 nt
Organism: Calliphora vicina (urban bluebottle blowfly)
Lineage: Eukaryota; Metazoa; Arthropoda; Insecta; Diptera; Calliphoridae
Product: heterogeneous nuclear ribonucleoprotein U-like protein 2
Exons: 10
Coding region: 410-4267 (1285 amino acids)
Molecular function (GO): protein binding
Source: RefSeq, a predicted model, not a curated record